Molecule: messenger RNA, 1631 nt
Organism: Arachis duranensis
Lineage: Eukaryota; Viridiplantae; Streptophyta; Magnoliopsida; Fabales; Fabaceae
Exons: 6
Coding region: 136-1281 (381 amino acids)
Source: RefSeq, a predicted model, not a curated record
ACUUUUGAACCGGAAGUCGAAAACGUCACUCCCACAACACGCUCUCCCUCUCAAAUCUCAAUUGAAUUUGAACCUCUCUUGUAGCUUGGCGUCCUCUUUCCCCGAUCGCCGUCUGUGUCUCCAUAGAAGGCAUUAAUGUUUUCUGUGGGCGAAUUUUGUUACCAAUAUCUGGAGCAACAAACAGGGGACGGAUAUCCAGUGGUAAACAUUAGAUAUUCCGGUCCCAAUGAUCCUUUGCCUUUUGAACAUAAGGCAGUAGUUCAACAAUUCGGAGAAGAGACAGAUAUUGAUUCUAUAAAAGAAUGGUAUAGACGACAAGUUACCUGCAAUUCAUUACAUGAAAGUUGUCUAAAGAUGAACUAUCUACAUAUUUCGGAAAGAAGGGCAAUUACGCACUUUUAUCAAGAGAGCUUAAGUUCAUGGAUGGAAAAAAAAUUGAAGAAUCCACCAGCAACAGCUACAGAUUGGUGGGGGCAUAUAAGGCAAGAUUUUGAACAAAUCUUCAAGCCGAUUUUUGCAACAUUGAAGAAUAUGUUCCUACAGAACGAUUACCAUGGUAAAUUGACUGCCCAUUCGAUUAAGGUUGAAUAUCCCUGGCCUGAGCAGCCUGAGCAGUUACGGGGUGUUUUGACGGACAUGGACAGCCCCCGGGUUUAUGACACUUCUGUUGUCGACAAACAAAAGGGUGAUGUAGAGGCGCUGAGAUCAAUAAUUUCAGAUGUUAUUAACUCUUUUGGAGUGGUUACUGACAUUGUUGAUGUUGAGAUGUUUCAUCAACUUGAUUUUCUUCAAGAGAAAUAUGCUCACAGGGAAAUUACCCCCUUAGCAAUAAGGUGGGGGAUGAAUCCAGUCCUGUUUUGGACCAUUCCCAAACAAAUUCAAUUUCUGAACACAGUGUAUUGGUUGAUCUAUCGAAAUGGGAUACUCUCAAAUCCAGUUUAUGAUUGUGUUUUCGAUUCAUUUCCGCCGUGGGCAUUUCAAGAUAAUAGACAUCCAGCCUUGUCCAGAGUCUACAACUAUGGAGUACAAGAACAUCCUGGGCAAUAUAGUGCAAACGAAAGCAUAGUAAAAUACUAUCGCAAUUGCAUUCAACAUUUCGAUUACCAGAAAGCCAAAACGGCAAACUCACUUUCGGCUAUUCACAAGCUAUUCAUUCGGCAUUACCAAAUUAUAUUACCAUCCAUCAUACUGACGGAAAAGAUUUGUGGGGGGAGGACAAAAAAUAUGACGGCCUUUGACAAAAGGUUAUUUUACUUGUAUGUGGAAGGAAUAGAUAUUUAAGGAGAUGCUUUUAUUAGGCACCAAGUACAACAAGGCAGUGCAGGAGGAAGACGAGUUACCUCCAGAAAAACUUGCAAUUGCUAACGUGGGGAGGCAAGAUGCUAAGAAGCACCUUGAGGAGCAUGUCUCCAAUUUGAUGUCUUCCAACAUUCUUCCCGAUCAUGUCAAGCUAUAUUUUAUUUGCACUUUCUAGACUUGCUUGCUACCAGGAACUAUUUAGCACACGUUUUCUGCUUUUAUAAUAUGAUUGUUUCAAAUGGAAGAAGAGCAAGUUGCUUGUUACACAAUGAUAGUGUCCUUUUUGUUUUUUAAUCUCUAUAAAUGACAUGGGGACAUUCAUGAUUCUUGAU